UUAGUCUGAUGAUAGUUGUAUUAAUGUAGACGAGAUCAGUCAAGAUGAAACACACGUUUUAUUUAAUGGUCUUUUCCACUUGUCUUGCUUUAGUACUACAGACUCGCAAAAGUUUUGCCGCGCCACUAUCAAAUUUAAAGGAGGAUGACAACCGAGAAAACUUAAAAGCCCUUACACGAGUUGUACGACAGGAUAUGCCGAUGCCACCACCACCACCUCCACCAGGACCCCCUCCACCGCCACCUGAAGAAUGGCCAAGCUUCACUGAUUUACGGAAAAAACGUGAAGCCAAAGGUGGAGGCUACAUGCCAACUCGAAAGGGUUGAUUGGAAGUAAUAUAAUGUAUUUGUAUCUUCUUUAAAUCGGAUUUAUUUAACGACCUUGGCUUUAAUAAUGUAUUGCAUUAUAUACGUACGUAUUUAAUUGUAAUAAUUAAAUAUAAUAAUCAGGCAUCUUUUUAUUACUUUUGAUUUGGGAUUGGAGAACUAUCUAAACCGAUGACAAAAGUUUUUCUCAAUCGACAUUCGAUUAGGUAAGUACCUACAUCACUAUUCGGGAAUCCGCCGCAAUGGGGCCGCGCGCCAGGCCCCACAUUUUCGAUAGGUACAUACAAUCUCGAUAGUUUUCAUAAAAAACAUUUAUGUUUGACGAAUCCAACAGAUUUGUGUUUCUAUCUAAUUGUUGACACUUUUUUGGCUACCUAGGUAUUUACACUUUAUUCUACCCAUGAUGAUCAUGGAUGGGUCAUGAUGGAAAAUGAUCUUUUUCUGGUUGACCCGGGUCCUGGAUGUUUAUCUAUAUAUAUGUAUUUAUUAUCAAAUAUAGUAUCGUUGGGUUUGUAUUCCAUAACACAAGUCUCGAGCUUAUUUUGGGGCUAACAUAAUGACAUCUCUCACCGGCAAAGCAGCGUUUGAAACCAAAAGUUUCUAUCGACCCCUUUUUCGCCGACUUACUUUGAAUACUUACUAAUUUCAAUUAGGUCCUUAAUAAAAAAUAAAAAACGGAAUAAAAUAUAGCCUAUUCCUGUUAUUCAUAAAAAAAGUUAAAACAUAAGUACUCAUACAAAAAAAGUUUUGUCAAGAGGAAACACAUACUUUAUAUUAGAGUAUCUUUUCACUAUUUUUCACAAACUUACAAACACUUCCUUUUUAUAUAUGUGUAAUAAAUAAAUACUAAUAUUUUCUUCCUUAUAUUCGCCGCACGCAUGUCAUGCACGACCCACUAUUCCGUAAAAAAACUAAUAAAAAAUGACAACGACAACGCACUGAACUGACAGUUUAUUCUAAUUUUGUUUGAAUAUGUGAAUUAUGUCCCAAGACCUGUAAAUAUGCAAUUUCUAUUAACAUUAGUUUUCUCCCCAUUUAUAAUUAUAUUGGCAAAAUUUAUACGAAAUAUUAAUAUCUACUUAUAAUUUUUAUUUACUUUAUCCGUAUGUAUGUAUGUAUAAUAUAUUUAUAUACUUUUAUAUUUUAGGUUACACAAUGAUCCGUGUUUAUAAUAUCAUUAUAACAUAUUAUAUUCCGUGUCAAUUUCAACCUUGACGUUGGCAAAAUCAUCGUUUUGGCGAACGAUGGAGCCAUAGAAUAAAAAAAAAAUUUUGACUUUGAUAUUUGGAUACACUGGACUGAAUACACCAAUGAAUGAAAGAAAAUAAAAUUCUAACCUUUUCAAUUUCCGCGCACUUCAAUUUUAUUUACAAUAAUCACAAUUCACAAUUAUUCAUAUUGUGCCUUCUGUAAUAAUUACCCCUUUAAUUGUUUCAUAAUCAUUUAUCAUGCUUAGAAAUAUUAAAAGUGCUUCAAGCAAUAUUGCAAACAUAGGAACAAGAAUAAAACUUCCUGAAAAAUUUAAGGGAACAAUAAUAGAAAAAUGGGCAAAUUAUUGGAAAAAUCUUUUCGUUGAUUAUCGUCAAGCUUUACAAGACCUGAGGACCGAUAUCCAAGAUGAACCCAAAAAAGCAUUAAUUUGGUCAACAACUUUAGUGUCAAUGUAUGCACUAGCUAAGAAUAAUCCCACAGAAUUGGACUUCCAAGAUAACUUGAAAAGGUUGACUAAUGAAGUAGCUCUAGUGAGUGAUGAUUGUCGAAAUAAAGCAGCAACUGAACAUUUAAGGAUUCUGGAUAUGAGUUACAAUCAAGGAGUUAUUCAUUAUGGAAACUUGGGAAUAGCUUCAGUCAUGUAUACUUCGGAGCUAAAUGAAUCAUGUGAUUUGUAUAAGAUUCAAUGUCCCUAUUUAAAACCAUCACACUUAAGUUUUCCAUCAAGAAUUAUUGAUGUAGGAUUUAUGGGACGAUGGUGGAAUAUUUAUGUUAAGACAACAAAUUAUGAUGUUAAUGAAUAGAUGUUUUGUCACAUCAAAAUAGAAUAGAUUAUUUAUUGGUUC
This is a messenger RNA of Plodia interpunctella (Indianmeal moth), 2383 nucleotides long. RefSeq lists its product as uncharacterized. The coding region runs from base 1775 to 2341 and encodes 188 amino acids. The record is from RefSeq and is a predicted model, not a curated record. Gene Ontology annotation, cellular component: TIM22 mitochondrial import inner membrane insertion complex. NCBI's taxonomy places the organism in Eukaryota, Metazoa, Arthropoda, Insecta, Lepidoptera, Pyralidae. The transcript has 2 exons. Gene Ontology annotation, biological process: protein insertion into mitochondrial inner membrane.